AUGGCUGUAAUGUCUUUUAAACAUGGACUGCGUCCGAAAAGCAAGUUGAGACAAUCACUUACCAAAUGCCCAGCCAUAGCACUGGAGGAUUUACGUGCCAGGAUUGAGCAGUACGCUUACCUUGAAGAUGAUCAGAUCCCCAUCGAGGUGGCAUCGGCCGAACAGACAACUCGAGAAAAUAGAAGAAGGGCAGAUCGAGGGGAACCCCGAAGAGCGUUGAAUGAAGUAGACAAGUCUAAAUCCCAUAAAGCAGUUGUUAUAGUCUUUAAGGAACCUAUCUAUCGUAUUAUGGAAAAAAUCAAGAGAGGGUUGUUCUUUACUUGGCCACCAGUUCAAUGUAAUCAAAAGCUCAGAUCCACCCAUCAUCAGGACAUGGGGCAUAUGACUCAGAACUGCCGAACAUUGAAGCAACACCUGGAGGACUUGGUAGCUGCUGGGCACCUCUAA
Messenger RNA from Camellia sinensis, 447 nucleotides. The record is from RefSeq and is a predicted model, not a curated record. Lineage: Eukaryota; Viridiplantae; Streptophyta; Magnoliopsida; Ericales; Theaceae.